Molecule: messenger RNA, 1720 nt
Organism: Theileria equi strain WA
Lineage: Eukaryota; Apicomplexa; Aconoidasida; Piroplasmida; Theileriidae
Product: methyltransferase, putative
Exons: 3
Coding region: 61-987 (308 amino acids)
Biological process (GO): ubiquinone biosynthetic process
Molecular function (GO): methyltransferase activity
Source: RefSeq, a predicted model, not a curated record
ACUAAACAUCCUUUACUCUUAUUUCAUUUAUAAAAUUAUAUUUUACCUAUUUUUGGUAUAAUGAUUUUUAGACAUAUCUCAGAUACAGGACCUAGGCUCCUUCCAUAUCUUUUUUCUAUGAGAUCCAGGCCAUUCGAGAUUAUUUAUCGCAAUAAUUCCACAAAUUCUUACACAUCAUCUUUUGUUAGAUCUGUUUUCUCAAAUGUAGCUUCAAAUUAUGACUUGAUGAAUGAUUUAAUGAGUUUAGGGAUUCAUCGUAUCUGGAAGGCAGUUUUCGUGAAAGAAGUUAUGCUAGGAGUUCAAAAUAUGAUAAGACAUCUUUCAAAACGCACUUUUGCCAAUGAAAAUGAUUCAGCUGAUGUACCUGUAAAAAUAUUGGAUUUGGCCGGUGGAACCGGGGAUAUUACAUUUGCAUUGCUUAAACACUUUAAGGAGUUGAAAAUGACUGAUUCGCGUGGUUUUAUCAUACAUAAUGGUCCUAAAAUAACUCCACAAAUUUUUGUACUCGAUCCCUCGGAAGAAAUGGUAUCAAUUGGAAAAAACAAAGCCUCGGAAAGUAAUACAAGUGAUUCUAUAUUUUGGACUAUUGGAGAGGCUGAACAGAUGCCUUUCGAUGAUAAUUCUUUUGACGUUAUCACAGUUGCGUUUGGAGUUCGUAAUUUUACUGAUAGAAAAAUGGGAUUAAGAGAAUGUUAUCGUGUAUUAAAACCCGGUGGUAGGCUGGUUAUUUUGGAAUUUAGUCAUUGUGAGAAUAAUUUUUUCUCUAGCUUAUACAAAUCAUAUUCCAACUGUGUCAUACCUCUAUUGGGUAAAUAUGUUGCUAACGAUCAAGGUGCAUACGAUUAUCUUGUUGAUUCAAUAAGAAACUUCCCUAAGCAACAUGAACUGGCGGAUAUGCUAACCAACUCGGGAUUUGUUUACGUUUCAUAUCGAAAUUUGACCAAUGGAAUAGUAUGCAUUCAUUCAGCGUUUAAACAAGAUGUAUGAAAGUAUGGGUUUAAAAUUUAUAUGGUAUUUAGUUCAUUCUUCCUAGACAAUUAGGAGCGCCACACAAACAUUGUAACUUUCUGGUUUCGGAUUCUACUCCAAAUUGGUAAUCAUAUGUCACUUCAUCACCAGCCUUUAAGUCGGAUUUUGCAAAAACAACGAUGUGUUUUAGUCCAUAUUCACACGUUAUUAUACGACAUAGGCAGUUCGGAUCGCAACUGUGGUUUAUGAAUCUAGACAUAUUUCCCUUUCUUGUUGCAUCAACAAUAAGCUCAUCAUCUAACCUGAACAUAUAGCACGAACCAUCCCCACCUUGACUUUCUGAAUAUAUUUCUUCUCUCUUGUCACUGAUAAUGUCUCUGAUUAAUUCUCCUACAUAUUCAACAACUGGUUCACCAGCAGUAAUGUCUUCUGUGGUGAAUAAACCAAGACCGUGUAUCGCCGAUGGUUUUACAUCCAGUCUUUUUUCUGGAGGUAAGGAAAUUAAGUAUCUAUAUUGCAUGGCGUUAUUACUCAUGUCAUACUGUUUUCUGGAUCUGGUUCUAUUCGUUCUGGAGUCACAAUCUACUUCACAUGGUUCUGAAUCUUUAAAAUCUAGAGUUGUACUAAUUAGUUCAUUCAUAUUUUUUCUACGUAUUUUAAAUGGAAAGUUCGUAUAGUGUUCCCCCAAACAAAUAUUACCCUUUGUUAUACUCGCAUUCCCAUUCCCUAGGACAGACUUUUCGAAUGAUGC